Paramecium sonneborni is the source of this 561-nucleotide messenger RNA. NCBI's taxonomy places the organism in Eukaryota, Ciliophora, Oligohymenophorea, Peniculida, Parameciidae. The record is from the annotation of a GenBank genome assembly.
AUUAAAAAUGUCUAUUAAUAUGGAAGAUUUAAAAAAAGUAAAUGUAGAUACUUUGACAGCAAAAGAGAAACAAAAAUGUUAUGAGGCUUUUGUAGCAUUUGAUAAAAAUGUGUCUGGAUAUAUUGAAAAAGAUGAAUUAAGAGCAGUAUUAGAAGGUAGAAAUAAUAAAAAAGUUAGAAAUGGGAUAGAAGCCAACAGAAGAGGAAUUAAUAAAAAUGAUAAAUGAAGUUGAUGUAUCUGGAAGAGGGGCAAUUAGUAAAGAGGAUUUCUUAAAAAUAAUAGCUUAUCAUAAAAUGAUAUUAUAAACAAGUGAUGAGGAAGAUAUAAGUAAAUAUAAAUAGAAUAAUUAGAACUUGCUUUUAUAGCAUUAGGUGGGAAUGAAGAUAAAUCUGGAUCUGUGGAUAGAUAAAAAUUAAUAAAUGUUAUAUAAAAUGAAUUUAAUCUUUCAAUAGAUUUAAAUGUAAUGAAUAGUAAAUAUGAUGUUAGAGACUGAUAAAAGAGUUAUCUCCAAAUCAAAAUGAAUUAAAAUAUGAAGACUUUCGUAACUUACUGUAAAACUGA